CGUUACCACCCUAGGAAAAACAAUCGGCCAGGAGAAGCAGGAGAGCAGAAAACGACGGCUACCAAACAUGGCUUUGAAUCGGAAUCAUUCGCAAAAUGGAGGCGUUUUGAUAAACAAUGGAGAAAGUGUUUUAAGGGAAUGUAAGAAUGUGGAGCUGUCAUUCAGCGAUGUCACCGGCAAGACAGACUUGCUUAGGGGGACCAAGAAGGGCACCAUUUACCUCACACCAUACAGGUUGCUGUUUGUGUCCAGUAAUACCAAGGAUUGCUUGGGUUCGGCCAUGUUCCCCUACUAUCUGAUGAAGGGCUGCAGCAUUGAGCAGCCUGUCUUUGCAGCCAACUACAUUAAGGGGACAAUGUCAGCUGAGCCUGGUGGUGGCUGGGAGGGCCAGGCCCAUUUCAAGAUGUCAUUUACCAGCGGAGGAGCCAUAGAGGUGGGGCAGCAUCUCUUCAAACUGGCCACAAAUGCUUCUCGUGCUGCUCCGGCACAAAACGGUGCUGCCUCGUUUGGCUAUCCUUCACCUGGAAUGAUGAACGGCUAUGGCCCACCUCAGCCUGCUCCUCCCAGCUAUCCUUACCCAACCCCUCCCCAGCAGAAUGAAUUCUACCAGGGCCCACUCCCUGCUGCUGGCAACAUGGGCUACCCCCAUCCAACAGCUGCUGCAGGAAUGUACCCAUCUGGUUUUGACUACAUGGCCCCACCUCCCCCCUACCCUGGACCACCCCAAAAUUGGGCUGCAUCCCCCCCGAACUGGGCAGCAACACCACCACCUCCAGGUAACUCCAAGGCGGCAGAAGCAGCAGGCAGUGCGUAUUACAAUCCCAGCAAUCCACACAAUGUCUACAUGCCCAUGGAGCGGCCUCCACCAUAUGCACCUUAUCCAAACUCUCCUGAGAAGAAAAGUAACUGAAGCUCACUCCUCUCUCUUCCUCUGUAUCUUAAACCCAUUCUACAGCAGGGAGUAAUGUUGAUGGAUACCUACUGGAUUGUAGAAUACAGGAAAGAAAAUGCAAGUGAUACAGGGUUCAAGGAUGUCAGUGAUGAUUCACUGAUGAAUUAAUGAUGAUAUUUUACAAAGAGAUCACGUCUUUUGAAUACCGUUUUCCCUUUUAGUUAAGUUCAUUUUAAAUGAUUGACAACUUGUAACUCUAGUUAGACUCAUCAUUAUUGACAUUAUUAGCGAUGAGAUUUCUAUCUGUCUAAUUCUCUAGCACGUAGGUAAGGGCACCAAAGCUGUCCUUUUGUUGAGAGCUGAAAGGAGGAGGCAGUAUGGGGGAAUGUGUUUUUAAGACGGAUUUAUUACCACAACAUUUUAUAGCAAUUUCUUGAUUGCAGUUCCUGUAGUUAUUACCAAUAGCAACUAAGUAUUUUUGCAGUAUCAUUGAAGGUACCGUGUGUGUGUUUCCUAUACAUUUUUGCGUUAAGUUGUACCAUAUACAAAACUAUAACUAUCUUAGUGAAACUGAUACUAUGAAAACAUAGCGAGUUUAAGUUUCCCUAACAUCUGACCAACGUGAUCCCA
Molecule: messenger RNA, 1522 nt
Organism: Perca flavescens (yellow perch)
Lineage: Eukaryota; Metazoa; Chordata; Actinopteri; Perciformes; Percidae
Gene: wbp2nl
Product: WBP2 N-terminal like
Exons: 8
Coding region: 68-910 (280 amino acids)
Biological process (GO): positive regulation of DNA-templated transcription
Cellular component (GO): nucleus
Molecular function (GO): chromatin DNA binding; transcription coactivator activity
Source: RefSeq, a predicted model, not a curated record